Molecule: messenger RNA, 4864 nt
Organism: Homalodisca vitripennis (glassy-winged sharpshooter)
Lineage: Eukaryota; Metazoa; Arthropoda; Insecta; Hemiptera; Cicadellidae
Gene: Tsr1
Product: pre-rRNA-processing protein TSR1 homolog
Exons: 12
Coding region: 158-2491 (777 amino acids)
Biological process (GO): endonucleolytic cleavage of tricistronic rRNA transcript (SSU-rRNA, 5.8S rRNA, LSU-rRNA); maturation of SSU-rRNA from tricistronic rRNA transcript (SSU-rRNA, 5.8S rRNA, LSU-rRNA); ribosome biogenesis
Cellular component (GO): nucleus; preribosome, small subunit precursor
Molecular function (GO): GTPase activity; GTP binding; U3 snoRNA binding
Source: RefSeq, a predicted model, not a curated record
UAUGGUUGUUGUUAGGUUAGGGUAAAAGCAGUUGAGGUUAUGAAUUAUUGUUUGCGCUUGUCGAGGUAGUGAAUGUUAGUUAUGGUAUAAAUUUGUCACCAAAAGCGUUUUAUUGUAAACAAUUUGUUCCUUUAACGAUUUUAUUCUUCAAAUAUAAAUGGCGAUUGGAGCAGAAAACGAACGACACGUACCUGGUUCUCUGAAGCAACAGAACAAAGCUCACAAGCAUGGCCGGCAUAAGAGCAAGGGGAAAUUGGAAACUUUGAAAAGAGGUCGAGUAUUGGCAACCAAGAUACUUCGUAAAGCAAAACAUGAACAAAACAAAAGUGAAAGGAGAAAUCAAGCUGCACAGCUACGGCACAAUAAGCGGGAGAACUACUUACUGAAAAAAAGAGGAUUGACAGAUGCACCAUAUUUGGUUGCUAUGGUACCUUUAAACACCAAUAUCAAUACCUCACAUCUACUAUGUCUGUUUAAAAAUGCUGAUGUUGAAGCUGUUACAGGUUAUAGCCCUGAAUCACAUCUGCAUAUCGGGAUUCCAAAAUUACGAAAGCGAUUUUCUCUUCUGGAGUGUGACAGUGGGAAUGUACUGGAUGUGUUGGACGCACUUAAAGUGGCGGACUGUGUUCUGUUCCUGAUGUCUACACGUGGAAUCGACACAGUGGGGGAGGCACUGCUAACAGCUUGUCUUGCUCAAGGCUUGCCCUCCACUGUCACUGCUGUAGUCGACCUCUCCUCAAUAUCUAACACGAAACGCUUUGGAGUGAAAAAGGAACUGCAUAACUCUAUCAACCAAUGGCUGCCCGAUGAAAAAGUGAUUAUACUGGAACAGGAGAGUGAUGCUUUAAAGAUCCUGAGAUCCAUUGGCAACCAGAAAGAGCGUGGGAUAGUCCAACGAGACCGUCGGCCCCACCUGCUUGCCGAACAAGUGGAGUUCAUUCCUGACCAGCAGGAAUCUUCUGUAGGGACAGUGAAAAUGACAGGGUACCUGCGAGGACAGAUCUUGUCAGUGAACUCCUUGGUGCACAUCCCAGGCUGGGGUACUUUCCAGAUGAAACAGAUAGACUCUCCGGGGGAUCCUCAUCUCAUGGGGAAUUCCAAAGCGGAGGUGCAGGAAUACAAGAUCUUAGCAGUAGCUGACCCACAAAAACAGGAGUCCCUGGAUAUGGAGAAUGUACCUGAUCCAAUGGAUGCGGAGCAGACUUGGCCUACAGAGGAGGAGAUGGCAGAAGCGGAGGUCCGGAUCAAAAGAGUUAAACGAGUGCCAGCUGGCAUGUCAGACUAUCAGGCUGCAUGGAUACCAGACUGUGAUGCAGAAGAAGUAGAAAACGAAGUGGAGGAUGAUGAUGAUGACGAUGACGACGACAACAACAUGGAGUGUGAUGAAGCCCGGUCAGAAGAGGACUCAGACGAGGAGGUGUCGGAGGAGGCAGAGACUAUGACUGUUACCUCUGAGGCUCCAAUACCAACUGACAAGUACGACCAAGACACCAACCUCACCGAGGAACAAGAGACUUUGCAGAAAAUGAGAGAAGCCAGGAUUGAGCAGAUGUUCCCAGACGAGGUAGACACGCCUCUGGAUAUCCCAGCUCGAGUGCGCUUCCAGAAGUACCGAGGCCUCCAGUCCUUCCGGACCUCUCCUUGGGACCCCAAGGAGAAUCUUCCCUCUGAUUAUGCCAAGAUCUUCCAAUUCAAGAACUUUGAUAAGACGAAGAAAAGGGUUCUCAAUGAGUUGGGAGACAUAUCUGGUGCUCUUCCUGGUUGGUAUAUUACAGUCCAUGUGCAAAAAGUGCCCGAGGCUCUUUACACAGCCCGUCUGGGUUCCCAGCCUCUGCUAUUCUAUGGCUUGCUGCCUCAUGAACAGAAGAUGUCAGUCCUUAACAUGGUCCUUAAGCGGCAGCCAAUCUUCAGGUUCCAGGACCCCAUUAAGUCUAAGGAGCAACUGGUAUUUCAGUGUGGUUAUCGCAGGUUUAGGGCGAGCCCAAUCUUCAGCCAGCAUACCAACGGAUCUAAGCACAAGUAUGAACGAUAUUUCCAGCCCAACUCAACAGUUGUAGCAACAGUAUUUGCUCCCAUCACGUUUCCUCCAGCAUCUGUCCUGGCAUUCAAAGAGAAGAAAGAUGGCACUCAGGUGUUGGUAGCAACAGGGAGCGUACUUUCUGUGAACCCUGACCGGGUUGUGGUGAAACGAGUGGUGCUCAGCGGACAUCCCUUCAAGGUACACAAGCGCACAGCUGUUGUUCGCUUCAUGUUCUUCAACCGAGAGGAUAUCGACUGGUUCAAGCCUGUGGAGUUGCGCACCAAGUAUGGCAGACGGGGUCACAUCAAGGAGCCACUGGGAACCCAUGGACACAUGAAGUGCAUAUUCGAUGGACAGCUCAAGUCACAAGACACAGCCCUACUCAAUCUGUACAAGAGAGUCUACCCCAAGUGGACCUUUGAUAACUAUGUGCAGUUAAUCCCUGGCAACAUCUCAAUGGAGACAGUCUAAUCUCUGUUGAUCACAAGUUACUAUGCUUAUUUCUGUUUCUCUAUUUAGUGGUUUAUAAUUUUCUGUUAAAAAGUGAUUAUAUUAUUACUCUUUUAAAGUUGUUACUCCUUAAGUUUUAUAGAGUUUACAGUGCCAUUUUUAACUUUUGAAGUUUUGUUUUAUUUCAAACAUACAGUAAGAAUAUGUUUUGUUUUGUAAUGGCAGUCCUUCAGUUUCAUAAGCAGAUCAAGGUUAUGAUUGUCAUCAUAAUUUAACUAUGAGGAACUGCUCUUAGGAGAGGUGUCUAGAAUUUUCUAUUCUUAGUAUUGUUUUUUGUCAUAUAUAUAUAUAUAUAUAUAUAUAUAUAUUUAUUACAAACAUUAGUUGUUUGCCCAAAAAAGACAAAAAUUCAAUACAACUUCUAGUGGUAUAUCUCUUUGUACUUUUUAUCACCUGUGUUGUUUUUACUUUAAAAGUUCGAAGUUAUAAUACAUAAAUGAUUUAAUAAAUAAGAGCAUUGCAAUUAUGUUUGGCUGUUUAUAUUAUUAAAACUUAAUGAUGAGAUAAAAUUAUUUUAUAGUUUAAAAUUCAUGGCUUUUUAAAUCUUUAAAGCCCUUUAAGAUAUUGAAAAAGUAAUUUUACUUAAAAAUGUCUGCUCUUACCAUUUUUUAUAUUUCAUCAAGAUUUUAUGAAAUAGUGAAUAAACAGUAAUUGGCCAAGAACAGCAAUGACACCAUUUGUUGGUUUUAAAUAAUAAAAUGUAUACCAAUGUGUUCUUUAUAAACUAAACAGGUUAUACACUUCAUGAUAAAUUUGUUUAAUGGCCAUAAUUUUUAUAUUUUUAAUAAAUAUUUAUUUACUAUUUAGUAAUUAGGUUUUAAUAAGGCAAAUGCCAUCCAAUUCUCUUGCACUAUCUUUCAAAUCUCUUGACACAUCUUAUGAAUGAAUUUUUUAAGAGAAAAAUAUAGACCGUGAGCCAAGUUAUAGCCCCUUGUUAUGUUAGGAUUUUUAUCACAGGAAAAAACAAGUGAUAAAAACUGAGGGGCGUACUUUGAGUUGUUUUCGAACACUGAUUGAGUAGGCUAAUGCUUUUCCUUGAAUUAUGACAGAUAUCAGUUAUUAAUAUAUCAACCACGAAAAACAAAAUUUAGCUUUAAAGAAAUAUGUACAUGGUUUGUGCUUGACAUGUAGUUUAAUUUAAUGUGUACAAUAAACAAAUUUGAAACUGAUCAGCUUUUGUUGUAGACGCAAUACAGUAUUUACAUAUAAAGUAGUUAUUGUAAUUUUAAAACAUGUGGGCAAAUAACAAUUCAUUAAAAACCAUCUUCAACAGAUCCUGUUUUCAUUCAAAACUUUUAUAUACCUAUUAACAUACUUGCUUGGUCUAACAUAAUUAUAUUAUUACUAGAUUUUGUGUGUCUGAGUAUGAAGCAGCCAAAACCCUAAACAUAUAAAUAUUCAAACAUCAUUCUUCACAAACUUUCACAUUUAUAUUAAAAAUAUAUAAUUAACGCUCAAGUAACGUAAAUUAAGACACAUAGUAUGCAAAGUCCUGUUGCUUUUUUUCUUAGCAUACAAAAGAAUUUGACAUUUGCAUCUAGUCUGAUGUGUUCAGGUGGAUCGAUGAGAGUUCCAACAUCACACAAGAGUUUCUGUACUGAUUGACAAAAUCUGAUCUUACUUCAGUUGCGCGUUGACUAGUACCCAAUGAGAAUAAAUCAUAAUUUGUAUAACUUAAUGUGUGGAAUUUUACAAAAAAUUUGUAUAUGUAUAUAUAUAUAUAUAAAUUUUUAUAUGUAUAUAUAUAUAUAAAAUUUUAUAUGUAUAUAUAUAUAUAUAUAUAUAUAUCCUUUAUGUCAACACUAUAUCCGACAAUGACCAUUGUGCCUCUUAAAGUGCAAGUUCUGCAGAAAUAUCACGUUUAUUACUGCAGUAAUUGCUGGAUAACUAAAUUUUAUUCACUGUUAUUUUUCUUUUCUACAUUAUUUUAAAAUGUAGUUUCCUACUAUAUAGAUAAUAUUUCAUAGUACUGUUUUUAUAGAGUAAAUAUUUCAUAUUUUUAGUAUAGACAUAAAUGACAACCUAAAUAUGUUUUCUGAUACUGUCCUAUUACAAUUACAACAGGAUAGUCUUCUAUACAUGUAUGGUGACUAGAGAUGUUCAAUUUAUUCCUGACAGUUUCUAAAUAUCACUCAAUGUCGCUGAGUUUAUAUAUUUUUUUUCUCUUUAUUGUGUUUAAAGAAUUUUGAAUUCAGAUAAGGUAUUUUUGUUAUUUGAUAUUGUUAAUUAUUUAUACACAUACAGUUUGUACUAUGCUAUUUUACUAACCAUUUUGCCAACUAUUUUGUUUUACUUGUAACAGACUGUUGUAAAUAUAUAUUUGUUUUAUUUUUA